GUUCUUUAACCGUUUUGCUAUGAAAGAUAUGAAAGUUGAUUUUGGUUUUGGGUUAGAAUACACUAUGCACAACGUUGCACCGAACUCUGAAAAGCCCUAACUUCUUUCCCGCGCCUUUCUCUCUUCAAUCUCCUUCGACGCCGUUCUUCUCUCUCCGAUCAAAAUGGUUUCGCAGUGGGGAAUCAAGUUCGCCGUCCACCUCAUCACCAACCACUUCGGAAAAAUCGUCGCUAAAGUUUGCGAAACACUACUUCGUCAAGGACCCCUCACUUUGGAACUGUUGAUUCGCUUCACGGAACUUUCCAAGGAGCACGUUAAAAACUCAUUACUUGUCUUAAUUCAACACAAUUGUGUUCAAGCAUUCAUUUGCGAAGGUGGCGAUGUAGACGAGUCGAGAGUUAAGACACAGUAUUUGGUGUUGUUUGAUAACAUACUCCAUCGACCGAGAUUUCCCAAAUUCAUGGAGAUUGUGUUGCAGGAACUUGAUAAACAUUGUGAAAAGGUUCUUGAAGGAUUGCUCCGCGAUGGUAGGCUCACCUUAAAACAAAUGAUUGACCGAGCAAGUCAGGGAGCAAGUCAAGAAAAUGAUAGUGCAGUGGUUGCAGACGCUGUACGAGAGAACCUUUGUAAACUUCUGAUGGCUCGAUAUGUUGAACGCUGCCCAGCUGCUGAGGUUACAAUAGUUGAAGAAGAAAUUAUUACUAAGAAGCGUGGUGCUAAAUCUGACCAGAAUUUUAAAGCACCAGAGACCACAAUACAACGUGUUAUAGAAGCAGCAGUGCCUGGGGAUGCGAUCAGAUUUUCACUCACAGCAGAUACAGGAUGUAAUAGUGAUGAAGAAACAAAGCCAGCUGAUAUAAAUGUUGCAGAAAACAAUGAAAAAGAGCAGUUAAUUCUCUGGCGUGUAAAUUUUGAGGAGUUCUUACGUUAUCUUAGGGAUAAGUUAUUGAUCGAGAAUGUAAGAGCACGAAUGGACGAUGGAGCUGCUACUGUCGUGAGGGCAAUGCUGGAGGCAACAAGAAAUGUAGACAAAAGAGUGAAAAUAGAAAACUCAGUUCCCUUAGAGCUGGAUCAACUUUUCACAGAGGUGAUAAAGACUGAAAAUGGCCUACAAAUGACCAUGGAUCGUGUUAAGGCUUAUCUAGUUCAAUUGGGUUGUUCAAGUCAGAUAUCAUUUGCAUAUACUAUUGAUUUAAAGCACAUUAUUCAUUUGGCUCGAAAUGAAGAGGUUGAGUCAAUUGUGUUAAAAAGGUAUGGAAGGGAUGCCUACCGAAUGUUCAGGCAUCUGUCAAAGGAGAAACAGUUUUGUCCGACAGAUAAGAUUGCAGAGUCGACUCUUGUUGAGAAAAAGGAAGCUCCAAAGUUACUGAACAGGUUAUUGAAGGAUAACUACUUGCAUAUGGAGAAAUUAAAUGUCAGUGUUGUGGGAUCUAAUAAGCAAACACAGCUUUUAAUGUGGAGAGUUAACCAGCCGCUGCUUUGGGAAUAUGUUCUGGAUGAGAUGUACCAUGCUGCCUUAAAUUUGAGCCUAAGAAUGGCUUUUGAGCAGGAAAAGGAUGAAGAGAUUUUAAAUGUUCCCAAGGACAAGAUUACGGCGUCGGAGCCACUGCAGAAGAAGUACAAACGGCUACAAAAUGUUUGCUUACUCUUGGGAUCAUCAUUGUUGAAACUUGACGAUGCUCUGAUGCUUUUCCAUGACUUCUGAAUAUAUAUUUUGAGACAAUUACUGUGAUUUCUUUGUAGAUGAAUGACAAAUUUGAUAUUUUAUUUAUAAUUGAAUAAUAUUUCCGAGUACAAUUUGAGUAUUCACAUUAAAUUUAGCUGAUGAUAAGGAUUUUGAUGUAAUUGGUUGGUAUUUAACGGAUAACAGUUUUUAUUUUUUA
Cicer arietinum (chickpea) is the source of this 1883-nucleotide messenger RNA. Lineage: Eukaryota; Viridiplantae; Streptophyta; Magnoliopsida; Fabales; Fabaceae. The record is from RefSeq and is a predicted model, not a curated record.